Molecule: messenger RNA, 3191 nt
Organism: Boleophthalmus pectinirostris (great blue-spotted mudskipper)
Lineage: Eukaryota; Metazoa; Chordata; Actinopteri; Gobiiformes; Gobiidae
Gene: tgfbr2l
Product: transforming growth factor beta receptor-like
Exons: 8
Coding region: 1-1872 (623 amino acids)
Biological process (GO): heart development; transforming growth factor beta receptor signaling pathway; protein phosphorylation
Cellular component (GO): signaling receptor complex; plasma membrane
Molecular function (GO): activin binding; transforming growth factor beta receptor activity, type II; ATP binding
Source: RefSeq, a predicted model, not a curated record
AUGGUUCGGUGCAAGACAUCCCGGGUUGGAAUCCUGGUUUUACUAAGUCUGUGCUUGUUUGCGGUGGAGGGCUUCACUCACCUGAGCUUCAACGUGUGUCGCUGGUGUGAAGUGUCCAGUCCGAUCUGCAGAGACAGUGUGUGUGUGAGCAACUGCAGCCUGUCCUCCUUCUGCUCCAGCACCGAGGAGAUCUGCAUCGCAAUAUGGAGGAAAUCCAACGAGACCAUGACUGUGCAGACCAUGUGUCAUCACCCGGCUGUGCCACUAGAGGGCGUGGACCAAGCCGUGCUCCUGAAUGUCAGCUCCAGAGAAUGUCACAUGGUUUCUCAGCCAACAGCAGAGGGCGCUAUGAUGGUCUGCGGCUGCAAAGGAGAGCACGAAUGCAACGACAGACUCAUCUUUGAUAAAGGAGCCAAUGGUUUCUCAAAGCUGCAGAGUAAAGAGGUGAUCCCCGUGGUCCUGGUGAGCCUGGUGCCUCCUGUUUUAGUAGCUUUAGUCGCUUCCAUGGCCUUUUACAUCUACCGCACUCGCCGCUUUGGCAAACCGGGCCCUCCAGCGCGCCCCGAGUGGCCCGCCAAACCCCCCCACGAGCUGUAUCAAGCCCUGGACCCUCCCUGUGGACGCCAAGCGGAGUGUGGGGAAAGCGUCACCAAUUCUUUACAACAGAUCGAAGACUCCAAUGCAAAAAUACCAGUUAUCAACAACGGUAUUAGAGAUGUUAUCGAAUGGCAAGGAAAGCUGACGACGCCUCUACCGAUUAAACUGGAGACUUUGGUUGGAAAAGGUCGAUUUGCAGAAGUGUGGAAAGGUCGAUUGGUUCAAAGCGACAAAACGAAUUCUCACGAAACGGUAGCUGUCAAAGUUUUCCCCGCCAUGGAGUACGCGUCAUGGAGAAACGAAUGUUCGAUUUUCUCAGAUCCAAAAGUCCAGCAUGAAAAUAUAGUGACUUUUUUGGCUGCGGAGGAAAGGGGCGGGCCAGGACACGCCCACAGGAAGUACUGGCUGGUUCUGGCCUAUCACAGUCUUGGAAAUCUGCAGGAGUUUCUGACUGAGAAUACACUAAACUGGGAGGAGCUGAUAUUGAUGGGCAGCAGCGUUGCGAAAGGGUUAGCGCAUCUUCACAGUGAUACUACGCCAACAGGGGUCCCCAAGGUGCCCAUCGCCCACAGAGACCUGAAGAGCAGUAAUAUUGUGGUGAAGAGCAGACAGGACUGCGCUCUGUGUGACUUCGGUUUGGCUUUGAGACUGGACAUGUCCCUCACCGUGGACGACUAUGCCAACAGUGGACAGGUUGGCACGGCACGGUACAUGGCUCCUGAGGUUCUGGAGUCCCGGGUGAACCUGGAGGACCUGGAGGCGUUCAAACAGAUCGAUGUUUACUCUAUGGCUCUGGUGCUGUGGGAGAUGGGCUCACGCUGCCAGGCCAUCGGAGAGGUGAAGAGCUACGAGCCUGCGUUUGGGUCCAAAGUGUGCGAUCAGCCGUGUGUGGACAGUAUGAGAGACCUGGUUCUGAGAGACAGAGGAAGACCAGAGAUCCCCACAACCUGGACACAGCACCAGGGCAUGAGUGUAUUCUGCUCCACCAUCACCGAAUGCUGGGACCACGACCCCGAAGCGCGUCUCACUGCUCACUGUGUGGUCGAACGAUUCAUUGCAAUACAAAAUGAGGAGGAAACAGAGAGACUAAACCAGGAUCUAAACCAGGAUCUAAACCAGGACUCAAACCAGGACUCAAACCAGGAACAAGUCCAAGAGGGGUCUGGACUCACCACAGAUCCGGGCCAAAACCAGGAAGACUCUCGGGACAAGGACUUGGACGUUCAAACUGACAGAGUUUCUUCCUUCCAGCACACAGAGACACAGGGGGAAUAGUGAAGAUUUGUCCCAUCUUGUUGCCUCUAUAGUGUAAGACUUUUAAAGAUAUGGACCAAACAAGGACUUAAGUCAUAAACUUCAUAAUUUGCAGAACCUAAACUGAAAUAAUUCAUGUUAAAAAAAAAAAAAAGUCCACCUCAUGUGUAGGAUUUUUUUUUUUUUUUUUUCAAUAAGAAGAAUGAUGCUUCAGUCAUCAACAAUAUCCAAAACUAAAAUCUUGUAACUGUUGAAGUGACAAGGUCUAUUCUCCUACAACACAUGUGGCAAGACCCGCGGGCCACAUCCGGCCCGCAGAGCCAUUUUAUGUGGCCCACAAGGGGUUAAAAGGUAUAAUUUAUUAUUAUGUUGUGACUCUGUGCCGCUACUACAUCUCCAAAUGCGCCACAGUUUGCAUCUCGCCAAACAGAGAGGCCAAGAAAACUCAUCAAAUUUCCCCAAAAAUGUCCAAGAAAAGAAAAAAUUGAUGCAGAAGGACGGCUAUUUCAUGAAUGUUACUGAAGGAGUAAUGUGAAUGUUUUAACUUAAACCUUUAAAUCAAAUCCAAUCCACUUUAUUUCUAUAGCACAUUUCAUAAACAAAACUGUUUCCCAAGUGCUGCACAAUACAGAUAAAACAUAUCCAAUAGAAAUAUAAAGCUCUACUUAACUCUACUAGUCCUCUUUAAGACAAUAAAACUAGUAAAAAUCAAAUAAGAGCAAGAAUACCAGUAAAAUAAUAAAAAUGUAAAAAACAUAAAAAUAAACAAAAUGAAUAAAUAUGAAAUCAAAAAUCAAAUACAGACUUUUACAUUUUUGUAACACAUCGAUAUUACAGUUAAAGUUGAAGUCUUAACUUUACACCUGGCCCUUUGAUGACAAACAUGAUCCAAAUGUGGCCCUUGGUGAAAAUGAGUUUGACACCCCUGUCCUACAAUAUUCCUCCAACCACAACCACAAACUGUGUAGGUAAACAAUAAACUUAAUCUGACUCCAUCUCAAUUAAACAAAACAAGAAUACACAGAGGCAUGUGAUGUUGGAUGACCAAACUCAGCUGCCAAAUCAUUUUAGACCACUGAGUAUUUGUUGCUUUUUGGCGUAAAAACUUAAACAGUGACAUCUCAUAAUAGUACAUCUGCUGGCAGAAUCGGACAGUGCCUUUGGUUUAUAAAUGUGCUUUUAUUUUGUAGGAGCUGGUCUCUGGUAUUAUAUUGUGGUAUAAUAUUAUAACUAUCUACUGUGAUUGUUAUUCAUUUGUAUUGCUGUCCUGUGGAGUAUUUUGUAUUUAUGACUUUGUACUUUGUUUUGUAUGUGAAAAUAAAUGCAACUGAAACUAUUAA